CGUCUUGUACACCAUUUUCCCCCUCACACUCGACCUCCGCAGCUCCUCUUUCUACUAGCACAACUCCUCUCUGAGAGGCAUCUCGUCUCUCUUCGGCUUCUGCAUCUCAGCAACUUUGAAGUGUCACCUUCUGUUUGAAUUCCUAUGGUGACUGAGACGGCUAUCUCAGAUCAUACUUCUGCUACUGAUGAGAGUCACUUUAUACUAUGAAGAGAGCUAUGCCAUGGAGUGAUGAGGAGGAAGAUUCCUCAUCUGAUGAAUCAUCGUCUUCACUUUCAAACUCUGGAGCUGAAGAUGGGGUUAGCAAGAGGAAGGCAAAGGAUCAAUCUAAAGCUAGCCUACCUUCUAAAGAAAAAACCUCCAAAGUUAAAUUUGGAAAGCAAAAGACUGGAGUUGUGGACUUUGAAGAAUUGAAACGACAUGGUUAUAAAGGUGGACCAUCGGUCUUGCGUGUGCCCCCACCAAGAGAAUCAGAAGACAAGAAGGAAGACUGGUCCUGGUCUACUGGCAAGAAAAGUCGUGAAACCAAAGAGACUGAAGAAUCUUAUGAAGAACGACAGAAAACAAGGGCUGCAAUAAUCUAUGGAGAGCAGCUGGCAAGUGUGGAAAGUCGGAAAGAGAAGAAUGCUUCUUUCUCUCAGAAGGAGAAGAGGAAAAGAGAGCUUGGUCAAGCUAGCAGGGGAAAGAAUUAUGUUGAAGAAGAAAAGAGAUUGUUAAGGGAGAGUGGUGUCUAUUCUGGUUUUGAUACUUGAUCCGUGAUGCUUGUAGCCAUGAGUCUCAUUAUGUAAAAUAUGUAAAAGCUCAUUUCCGUAGGGUGCUUAUUCAAUUCAAAAGAUUGGGUUGUAACCCAGAGACAGCAAUUCUAAGAUGACUAUCUGGGUUAUUAUUGAUAUUGGCAGAACUGAAAUGACUAAUUCUAGAUUGUGACAAAA
Alnus glutinosa is the source of this 932-nucleotide messenger RNA. RefSeq lists its product as uncharacterized. The record is from RefSeq and is a predicted model, not a curated record. NCBI's taxonomy places the organism in Eukaryota, Viridiplantae, Streptophyta, Magnoliopsida, Fagales, Betulaceae. The transcript has 4 exons. The coding region runs from base 207 to 752 and encodes 181 amino acids.